UAUCUAGUGUGCUUAUAUGACUGAUAGUGCGCCAAGUGUAAUUCGGCCUCGGUGAAUAUUGUGCGCGCGGGGAAUACAGGCAUUGUGUGUGUGUGUGUAGAGACUGCUCAUUUCUUUCUCAUAUUGUGAAGAAACACUUGUUCAUAGUGAUAAUAUGUGGAACCAAGGGUCUUAUGGCGAGGCAAGCAUGGGUGGUGGAUACACUCAGUCACCUGGGGGCUUUGGCUCACCUGCUGCUUCCCAGGGAGGAGAGAAAAAAGGGAGGACACGGGCACAGCAGAUAGUCCCCUGUACAGUGUCGCAGCUAAUGUCUGCAGCCCAGGCAGAAGAUGUCUUCAGAGUAGGCGAGGUGGAGGUUGCACAAGUUACUAUGGUUGGAAUCAUCAGAAGCACAGAUAAGUCCAUGACUAACAUUCAGUACAAAGUGGAUGACAUGACGGCGGCCCCCAUGGAUGUGAAGCAGUGGGUAGAUACAGAGGAUCCCAGUGUGGACAGCUCAGUCAUUCCUCCAGACACAUAUGUCAAAGUCUCUGGCAACCUGCGUUCUUUUCAGAAUAACAGGUCUUUGGUGGCAUUCAGUGUCCGGCCAUUAGAGGAUAUGAAUGAGAUCACUUCUCAUAUGCUUGAGGUCGUGCAGGCUCAUAUGCUGCUGAGCAAACCACAGACAAUGAUGGGAGGAGGAGGCAUGAACAGCAGCAUGGUGCCUAUGACCCGCCCUGGCCUGGGUGGCAUGGGCAUGAGUGGUGGCUACUCUGGUGCCAAUUCCAUGGCCAAUAAUGGAUUAAACCCUAAUCAAAAUCAGGUUUUAUGUCUGAUAAAGAGCUGCCCAGAACCUCAGGGGAUCAGCAUACAGGAGUUAAAGCAAAGACUAAGUGGCAUGAGCAUGACUAUAAUCAGGCAGGUUGUGGACUUUCUCAGCAAUGAAGGACAUAUUUUCUCUACUAUCGAUGAGGACCACUUCAGAUCAACAGAUCAAGAGGCCUAAGGACCAUCUAUCAUCUUUAAGCACUGCAACAGUAAACCAUCUCUAACUGCCUGCUAAUUAUAAAACUAGAUUCGUUUAUGCUAGCAGAUUAUAUGCACUGCCUCAGCAAGAACAUGUUGCAUAAUCUUUGCUAUGAAUACGUUAUGGCCAGGAAAUGGUCAGCCUGAUGAGUCUUGACGGAGAGAACAUUCAGGAUGAGAGGUUAUUCAUGCAGGUCUCUCAACAGUUCAUGUAGUUUGUGAGGGAAACAUAAAAAGCAGUAAAGAAUAAUAAUAAAAAACUCUUUUGAUAAACAUUUUAAUAUUAAUGUACACAGUGUCCUUUAAAAAAUUUAUUUCCUUAAAUAAAUGUUUAAAUGUCUUUUUUUUUCUUCUUUAGAUGUUACUAUUUCUUUUUUUCCUACUGUCUAAUAAAAAAGGAAGUUAAAACACAA
Messenger RNA from Pangasianodon hypophthalmus (striped catfish), 1418 nucleotides. RefSeq names its product replication protein A2 (gene rpa2). The transcript is spliced from 9 exons. Lineage: Eukaryota; Metazoa; Chordata; Actinopteri; Siluriformes; Pangasiidae. The record is from RefSeq and is a predicted model, not a curated record. Gene Ontology annotation, cellular component: nucleus; DNA replication factor A complex; site of double-strand break. Bases 155 to 985 code for a protein of 276 amino acids. Gene Ontology annotation, molecular function: DNA binding. Gene Ontology annotation, biological process: double-strand break repair via homologous recombination; DNA replication; nucleotide-excision repair.